AUGUUUUUACAUUCCACCGCUAUUUUACGGAGCCGUUUAGUGGGAACUAUCUAUUGUCUGUUGCUGCAUUCAUCGUCCUCAGUUGCUCCACAAGUUCCUCUUUGGUUCAACGUGGCACCAAAGAGAGCUCAUCCGUACAUGGUGCUAGCACGCACCUGGAGCAUAGCUUUUGCGGCCAAUCCUGGGUGUUUGCCCGAUUUUGGAAUGCUGGCAUUGUUUGGAGCUGGAGCUCUUCUGAUGCGUGGUGCUGGGUGUACGGUUAACCAUAUCAUUGAUCUCGACAUCGACCUUAAUGUACUCAGAACCAGUGAUCGUCCUGUUGCCAGAGGAUCGGUUUCAGUAUCUAACGCCGCUAAAUUUCUUGCUCUUCAGCUUCUCGGAGCUUUUGUGAUUCUCCUCCAACUAAGUCCACAGAAUGUAUUUAUUGGGUCCUGUUGUCUUGGUCCUGUCUUUGCCUACCCUCUGUUUAAGAGGUUU
Hydatigera taeniaeformis is the source of this 477-nucleotide messenger RNA. The record is from the annotation of a GenBank genome assembly. NCBI's taxonomy places the organism in Eukaryota, Metazoa, Platyhelminthes, Cestoda, Cyclophyllidea, Taeniidae.